Brassicogethes aeneus is the source of this 1851-nucleotide messenger RNA. The record is from the annotation of a GenBank genome assembly. NCBI's taxonomy places the organism in Eukaryota, Metazoa, Arthropoda, Insecta, Coleoptera, Nitidulidae.
GUGUUCUAGUGGGAGAAAAAGCUUUAACAGCAACUCUUUUGCCUGCUCAGGUCAGUUUGGUUUAAUCUCUGUGCAGUGUGGAGGCCAAAUCAGGGAACAUGUUGACGAAAGUUGUAGCCGUAGUCGUAGUCUUUCUGGUGGCUUUUGCCAGCGGUGUCCAGAAAUUGGAGACUGUCUUCGAAUGGAAACAGGUCGAAUUUGCUUGGCCCAGUGAGGAAGCCAAAGCCAACGCUAUCAAAGAGGGGCACUACAUUCCCGCUAAUAAUUUGCCUCUUGGUUUGGAUAGAUGGAAGGACAAACUUUUCAUCACUGUUCCAAAAUGGAAAGCUGGAGUAGCCUCAACCCUAAACUACGUUUCCUUAAAUAAUCAAAACAACAAAACUCCCCUGUUAAUUCCCUAUCCUGACUGGAAAUCCAACACCAUUUCCAAAGAGAAUAUAGAGAAGGGAAUUGAAGACAAUCAAAUUGUGUCGACAUUUAGAUUACGCGUAGACCCAUGCGACAGACUUUGGGUGAUGGACACAGGUGUGGAAGAUAUGCGUGGAUCUCCAAGACAAGUAGCUAAACCUGCCCUCGUAGUUUUUGAUCUCAACACUGACAAACUGUUGAGAAGAAUUCCUUUGAAGGAUUCUGUAGUCAAAGAAGACUCUUUCUUUGGCAAUGUGAUUGUUGAUGUAGAUGCUGAUAAGUGCGAGCAAGCAUUCGCGUAUCUUCCCGAUCCGUUCGGUUUCGGCAUCGUCGUGUAUUCCUGGGAGAAAAACGAUUUCUGGAGAGCAAAACACAACUUUUUCCACACUGAUCCUGUUAAGGGCGACUUCGUAGUUGGGGGUGUAAACUUCCAAUGGACCGACGGCGUCUUUGGCGUAGCUAUUGGACCCAAACAACCCGGAGGCUAUCAUACUUUAUAUUUCCACGCCUUGUCUUCAAACAGCGAAUUUUCGGUUUCUUCCAAAGUUUUGCAAAAUGAAACCCUUGCCACUGACCCUCACUCGUACCAUCUAUACACUAUGGAAGGCGAUAGAGGAGACAAAACUCAAAGUUCAACGUCAUUUUUCGAUGAAAAAUCCAACGUUCUUUUCCUAACUCAACUCCAGAGGGACGGGUUGGCUUGCUGGAAUCCAAAGAGGAAACUAAACGCUGAGAAUCUUGAAUUAAUUGUCUCGGAUAAAAAUGAAAUGAUCUUUACCAACGAAUUGAAGAUUGAUGAAGAAAGAAAUCUCUGGAUUUUGCCUGACCGAAUGCCUGUUUUUCUCUAUGGAACUAUAGAUCCAAAGCAAAUCAACUACAGAGUAUUUAAAACUAAAGUUGAUGAUAUUAUUGCUGGAACCAAAUGUGUAGUUUAGACAAAUUACGUAUAUUUUUGUAUAUUUAAAUAUGUCAGUUGAAUAAUAGUAUAUUGCUUUGCAUUACAUCCUUACAUUACAUUACAGUACUUAAUUACAACGAGUGUGAAGUUUGCUUCCCGAGCGAAGCGAUGGAUGCAUUCACACGAGUUGCGAUCGCUGUGUUACGUUCCGAGUAAUGAAUAUUAUUUUUUAUAGCAACUUUAUUAAAAGUUCGAUUUAAGAUAGGCACGUCGGAUCGCAUUUGACUACUCUUGUAUUAUAAUGUGAGGUUGUGCAAGUUUCUACCCUAGUGUUGAAACUCUCAUUCUCAACACGCUAUACAGGUACAGAAAAUCGAAUUUUUUAAUAGAUGCUAUUAUUAGUAAUGUUAGUUGCCUACCUAUAAUCAAAUAAAUGUAAUGUAAACAUUAUAGCUUCAUUGCAACUCGACGUCACAAGCUUUUUAGUAUUUUAAAUAUUAUAGCAUUAUAAGAUGUUAAUUAAAUAAAAUAUCAAAUAAAAUGGC